Messenger RNA from Juglans microcarpa x Juglans regia, 2811 nucleotides. Its product is annotated as scarecrow-like transcription factor PAT1. The transcript is spliced from 2 exons. Gene Ontology annotation, cellular component: nucleus. Gene Ontology annotation, biological process: regulation of DNA-templated transcription. The coding region runs from base 680 to 2503 and encodes 607 amino acids. Gene Ontology annotation, molecular function: sequence-specific DNA binding; DNA-binding transcription factor activity. Lineage: Eukaryota; Viridiplantae; Streptophyta; Magnoliopsida; Fagales; Juglandaceae. The record is from RefSeq and is a predicted model, not a curated record.
CAGAAAUCAUGGAAUUUGUUUUUUUACUCGAAACUCUCUCGUUUAAGUUGCAGGAAAACACAAAUUAAAAGGAUCAUAGUAUAGUCAGUGUCAGCGAGGUGCCUUGCAGCAGUUUAAACCAAAAAAAAAAAGAAAAAAAAAAGGAUAAAGCAGUGCAGUUGUUAGAGAUGCCAUCGCAUCCUCACGUAUAGAAUCUUAUCUGCGCUUGUUAAUAUGCAUUAACAGCAACAGUUCUAUAUACUAUGUCCACAUAAAGCAAAUGACCCCGAAUCAUUUAAUGCAACGUCCAAACGAAAUACUCAUAUUAACUUCUGAAAAUACUUUUUACUUUGCUGCAUAGUAGUAAUAGACCUGUUCUUUAUUUAUUUAUUUAUUUUACAAUAUUCUCAUUAGGUUUGACGGCUGAUAAGAGUAAAAUUUCACUUGGAUGAUGAGAGAGAAGGAAGGGUCGUUGAAGCACAUGAAAGUAUUCUAUGAUAAAAGGGGUAGAUAUGUAGUUUCGUUAACCAGAGGGCUUUUGCAAAUUUCCUAUCUUUUUAGUCCACAGGUGGUUUCUCUUCAGCUGCGGACUCUGCUCUCUUUUCUCUGCUCUCUCUCUCUCUCUCUCGGUGAAAGACUCGAGUUUGAUAGUGGAAUUCUAACCUUGGAAACUCGUGGAGUAAGAUAUUGAGCUUGUUUUAUGAGAAAAAAAAUCCAAGAAUUUCAAAUUUUCUGCCAUGAAUACCAAAUAACAGCUACAACAGGCCGCCUUCUGGCAAGUGGGUUUUUAGUUCAGUUCCAAAAACUACUGUGCCCUGAAAAGAUUCCUCAGUCAAGCGUUUUGACAGGGACUUGGCAGACUCUGCUGGUAGAUUAUUCUUCAAUGCAAGCAUCACAGCAGCACAGAAGUUCGGGCAUGUCCAGUGGAUUGUACUAUCAACCAGUUCGAGAAGUUGAGGCCUACUGCUUGCCUCAGUUUCGAGCAAUUGACCACCAGCUACACUCCAUUGAUGGGAGCCAAGGGACCCACUUCUUGGCUCAGAAUUCCUAUGAACGGUACUGCACUUUGGAGUCCUCAGCAAAGGGAAAUUAUGCUGUUUAUACUUCCCCAUCAACUGUCAGUUUCUCACCCAAUGGAAGCCCAAUGUCGCAGCAAGAUUCUCAGUCAUGCCCUGCUGACCAGCUUCAUUCCCCUGACAAUACCUAUGGCUCUUCAAUAAGUGGAUCCUGCAUAACUGAUGAAGUAAAUGACUUCAAGAACAAACUGAAAGAACUGGAAACUGUAAUGAUGGGUCCUGAUUGCAAUUUUCUUGACAGCUAUGGUUGUACCUUCCAGAAUGGCACAAGCAAUACCUCACCAGCAAUGGACAGCUGGAGACAAAUAUUGGAGGCAAUUUCCAAUAGGGAUUUGAAUCAUAUUCUCAUUCUCUGUGCAAAAGCAGUAUCGGAGAAUGAUAUGUUAAUGGCACAAUGGUUGAUGGAUGAGUUACGUCAAAUGGUGUCGGUUACUGGUGAACCAAUCCAAAGAUUGGGAGCGUACAUGUUGGAAGGGCUUGUUGCACGGCUGGCCUCCUCAGGAAGUAACAUUUGCCAAUCGUUGAAAUGUAAAGAACCAGCAAGUGCCGAGCUCCUCUCUUAUAUGCAUAUUCUUUAUGAGGUUUGCCCUUACUUUAAAUUUGGCUAUAUGUCUGCCAAUGGAGCCAUUGCAGAAGCCAUGAAGGAUGAAAACAGAGUUCACAUCAUUGAUUUCCAAAUUGCUCAGGGGAGUCAAUGGUUGACUUUAAUCCAGGCUUUUGCUGCUAGGCCUGGUGGACCACCCCACAUCCGCAUAACAGGUAUAGACGAUUCCAUGUCAGCUUAUGCUCGUGGAGGAGGACUAAGUAUUGUGGGAAAGCGACUAUCUAACUUUGCAAAGUCCUUUAAGGUGCCAUUUGAGUUCCAUGCUGCAGCAAUGUCCGGUUGUCAGGUUCAGCUAGGGAAUCUUGGGGUUCGAUCUGGGGAAGCUCUUGCUGUGAACUUUGCUUUCAUGCUACACCAUAUGCCCGACGAGAGUGUCAGCACUCAAAAUCACAGGGACAGGAUACUGAGAUUGGUCAAGAGCCUGUCUCCAAAGGUGGUGACGCUUGUUGAGCAAGAAUCCAACACAAAUACUGCCGCAUUCUAUCCACGGUUCCUUGAAACACUGAACUACUACACAGCUAUGUUUGAGUCGAUCAAUGUGACUCUUCCGAGGCAGAGUAAGAAGCGGAUCAAUGUGGAGCAGCACUGCUUGGCAAGGGAGGUGGUUAAUAUAAUAGCUUGUGAGGGGCCUGAUAGGGUGGAACGGCAUGAGCUUCUUGGUAAGUGGAGGUCACGGUUCAAAAUGGCUGGAUUUACUCCAUACCCUUUAAGCUCCUUGGUGAAUGCCACCAUUAAAACGCUGUUGGAGAACUAUUGCGACAAAUAUAGGCUUGAAGAAAGAGAUGAAGCUCUUUAUCUUGGUUGGAUGAACAGAGAUUUGGUUGCUUCUUGUGCAUGGAAGUGAAAACUGGCACCGGUAGAUGCCAUAUCUUAGGAUUGGAGCAAAAAGCGGAGGUAGAACAUGUAGUUUUGGUCCCUUUUUUAUUUUGUAAGCUGCUGACUGUUAUGAAGAAGGUGCCUUCCUGUGUGUACCUAUUAUUAUAGAUCAACCUUGGCCAUUAAAAAAAUACCUUGGCCAUUUUCAUCGAGACCAUUUCGAAGUCCUGAACUUUCUUGGUUGCGGGUUGAGAGAGAAACCAAUUUCCGGUGAGAUUGCGUGUUCCUGAUGGGAUUUACUUUGAGUAAUUUGACAUAAAUGUUAUAUUCCAAGAA